CGAGACCCUCCGGACACGGCGAGCCCGCGGUGCCACUAACUCCGCGCACCUGCCCUGGCGGCCGGGACCAGCGUUCCGGGGAGGGCGACGCAGCCAGCAGCAAACUUCGGCUGCCUCAGCGGAUCCCGGGUUCCCGAUUUGCAGGACCCGUGUGCCAGAAGGCGUGGGACCCCACGGGGGACGACGAGGAGCCCACAGUCUUCCCUGCCCUCCCCGCGAGGCCAGCCGGAGCCGCGGACCGAGCCGCGCGGGACGCAGCGGCAGAGGCGGCUCGAGGAAGAUGCGGGGCUCGGGGCCCCGGGGUGCGGGACGGCGGCGGCCCCCGGGGGGCGGCAGCGAGGGCGACACCCCCAGCACCCCCGCGUCCCUGGCCAGCUGCCACUGCGCCCACCGCAGGGCCCCGCUCUGGACGUGCCUUCUCCUCUGCGCCGCGCUCCGGACUCUCCUGGCCAGCCCCAGCAACGAAGUGAAUCUGCUGGACUCACGCACUGUCAUGGGGGACCUGGGAUGGAUUGCUUUUCCAAAAAAUGGGUGGGAAGAGAUUGGCGAAGUCGAUGAAAAUUACGCCCCUAUCCAUACGUACCAAGUCUGCCGCGUCAUGGAGCAGAAUCAGAACAACUGGCUUCUGACCAGUUGGAUCUCCAACCAAGGUGCUUCCAGAAUCUUCAUAGAGCUCAAGUUCACGCUGCGGGACUGCAACAGCCUCCCCGGGGGCCUGGGGACCUGCAAGGAGACGUUUAACAUGUAUUACUUCGAGUCAGACGAUGCGCAAGGGAGGAACCUCAAGGAAAACCAGUAUGUCAAAAUCGACACCAUCGCGGCGGACGAGAGCUUCACGGAGCUGGACCUGGGCGACCGCGUCCUCAAGCUGAACACGGAGGUCCGGGAUGUGGGGCCUCUGAGCAGGAGAGGCUUCUACCUGGCUUUCCAGGACCUGGGGGCGUGCAUCGCGCUGGUCUCCGUGCGCGUCUACUACAAGAAGUGUCCCUCGGUGGUGCGCCACUUGGCCGUGUUCCCGGACACCAUCACCGGGGCCGACUCCUCCCAGCUGCUGGAGGUGUCAGGCUCCUGUGUCAACCACUCAGUGACCGACGAGGCCCCGAAGAUGCACUGCAGCGCGGAAGGGGAGUGGCUGGUGCCCAUCGGCAGGUGCACCUGCGAGGCGGGUUAUGAGGAGCGCAAUGGCAGCUGCCGAGUGUGCAGACCUGGGUUCUUCAAAGCCUCACCUCACAUCCAGAGCUGCAGCAAAUGUCCACCUCACAGUUACACCCAUGAGGAAGCUUCCGCCUCUUGUGUCUGUGAAAAGGAUUAUUUCAGGAGGGACUCUGAUCCACCCACAGUGGCAUGCACAAGACCCCCCUCUGCUCCUCGGAAUGCCAUCUCCAAUGUUAAUGAAACUAGUGUCUUUCUGGAAUGGAUUCCGCCUGCUGACACUGGUGGAAGGAAAGACGUGUCCUAUUAUAUUGCAUGCAAGAAGUGCCGCUCCCACGCAGGGGGGUGUGAGGCGUGUGGCGCUCAAGUCAGGUACCUCCCCCAGCAAAGCGGCCUGAGAAACACCUCUGUCAUGAUGGUGGACCUGCUCGCUCACACAAACUAUACCUUUGAGAUUGAGGCAGUGAACGGAGUGUCCGACUUGAGCCCGGGACCCCGGCAGUCUGUGUCUGUAAAUGUAACCACAAAUCAAGCAGCCCCUUCGCCAGUCACCAAUGUGAAAAAGGGGAAGAUUGGAAAAAACAGCAUCUCUUUGUCUUGGCAAGAACCCGAUCGCCCCAAUGGGAUCAUCCUGGAGUAUGAAAUCAAAUACUUUGAAAAGGACCAAGAGACCAGCUACACAAUUAUCAAAUCGAAGGAGACCAGCAUCACUGCAGAGGGCUUGAAGCCGGCCUCCGUGUACAUCUUCCAAAUUCGAGCUCGAACCGCAGCCGGCUAUGGUGUCUUCAGUCGAAGAUUUGAGUUUGAAACCACCCCUGUGUCCGUGGAAGCGUCCAGCGAUCAGAGCCAGAUCCCCAUAAUCGCCGUGUCCGUGACCGUGGGAGUCAUUCUGUUGGCCGUGGUCAUGGGCUUCCUGCUCAGUGGAAGCUGCUGCUCAUGUGGCUGUGGGAGGGCUCCUGCCCUGUGUGCUGUUGCCCAUCCAGGCCUAACAUGGCGGUGCGGCUACAGCAAAGCAAAGCAAGAUCCCGAAGAGGAAAAGAUGCAUUUCCAUAACGGGCACAUUAAGCUACCAGGAGUAAGGACUUACAUUGAUCCCCACACCUACGAAGAUCCCAACCAAGCUGUCCACGAGUUCGCCAAGGAGAUAGAAGCUUCCUGCAUUACCAUCGAGAGAGUCAUCGGAGCAGGUGAAUUCGGUGAAGUUUGUAGUGGACGUUUGAAGUUACCGGGAAAAAGAGAAUUACCUGUGGCCAUCAAAACCCUAAAAGUGGGUUAUACAGAGAAGCAGCGCAGAGACUUCUUAGGCGAAGCGAGUAUCAUGGGACAGUUUGAUCAUCCCAACAUCAUUCACUUAGAAGGUGUCGUGACCAAAAGUAAACCAGUGAUGAUCGUGACGGGGUACAUGGAGAACGGCUCAUUAGACACAUUUUUAAAGAAGAAUGACGGGCAGUUCACGGUGAUCCAGCUGGUCGGCAUGCUGAGGGGCAUUGCAGCGGGGAUGCAGCACCUGUCGGACAUGGGCUACGUGCACAGAGACCUGGCCGCCAGGAACAUCUUAAUCAACAGCAACCUCGUGUGCAAAGUGUCUGACUUCGGCCUUUCCCGGGUGCUGGAAGAUGACCCUGAGGCCGCCUAUACCACCAGGGGAGGCAAGAUUCCAAUCAGAUGGACUGCCCCAGAAGCAAUAGCUUUUCGAAAGUUUACCUCUGCCAGUGAUGUCUGGAGUUACGGAAUAGUGAUGUGGGAGGUAGUGUCCUACGGAGAGAGACCCUACUGGGAGAUGACCAACCAAGACGUGAUUAAAGCAGUUGAGGAAGGCUACCGUCUGCCAAGCCCCAUGGACUGCCCUGCCGCUCUUUACCAGUUAAUGCUGGAUUGUUGGCAGAAAGACCGGAAUAGCAGGCCCAAAUUCGACGACAUCGUCAACAUGUUGGACAAGCUGAUUCGUAACCCAAGCAGCCUGAAGACUCUGGUUAACGCUUCCUGCAGAGUUUCAAAUUUAUUGUCAGAACACGGCUCGCUAGGAUCUGGGGCCUACAGAUCAGUAGGUGAAUGGCUAGAAGCAAUCAAGAUGGGCCGGUAUACAGAGAUUUUCAUGGAAAAUGGAUACAGUUCAAUGGACGCUGUGGCUCAGGUGACCUUGGAGUGAGUAAUUUUUCUGAUAAUUUUUACAUAAUUGCUGGGGCGAGAAAAAUUAUUCAGAAAUCAACCUUGAUGAGGUCAAAGGAAUUCAGUUAACCUUUGCCCGUGUGUGGCAGCUCUCAAAGAACCCUCUCCUUUUUUUUUUUUUUUUUUUUUUUUUUGCAGUUUUGGCUGGGGCUGGGUUUGAACCCACCACCUCCAGGCAUAUGGGGCCGGCGCCCUACUCUUUUGAGCCACAGGUGCCGCCCCAAGCACCCUCUUCUUUUUAGGCUAUAUUGUUAACAACUGCAUGGUUCAUGUAGCUGGUAUCUUCACUUCUUUGCCUCCAACAAACAGCGUUUGAGGGUUUGAGUAAUUGGAAUAACAGCUCCUUGGCAAAAUACUGGUAUUUUGUGUUGUGGAAAAGAUGUUUUCUCGACAAGUUUUUUAUACUGGUACCUAGGUUCUAUGAAUGUAAAUACAAAACAAACUGUGAGCACAAUUGGUGUGUCUCCUUCUAAUGAGGACAAAACACAUUCACAAAUUUCAGCUCUCUGUGCUGAAUACCAAGGUUACAACAGCUUCAACCAAGCUUCCCUGGCAGGAAUUUAAUUCCCAGAGGUGCACCUUAUACUCCUGUGGUGUAAGGAUGUGGUAGAUCCUGUCUCCUCCAAUAUAUUGGGAACAAUCUCAGCGGAACCAAUUGUGGCCAUUUCUGUUUGCACGUUUAAGAUAAACGUUAUCAAAGUCUUAAUAAAUAAAAAUCACUAGAGAUAAAUACCAAGUUCUUUAAGGUUGUAAGAUGUUUGUACUUUAUUAUAUAUUCUGUACGUGUGGUCCUUUCAGCCUAAUUGUUAUCUGUGGAGAUUAAUCGUCGUUAGUGGUGAUUCCAUCUAGAUUACGUUGACAUUUAUAAUGUUUUGACCUGUGAAUAUAACGAUAACUCCCUUCAACUUGCCUACACAUUCAAAGGUUACAAUACUGCUGUAGUAAGGAUCAUAAAAUGAUAGGCUACUCUAAAGCCCUCAACCACAGUCCUUAUUCCAUUACACCAUGAGACCUGGGCUCUGAGCAGCUCUCUCUCAACAUCACUGUCUAAUUCAUCGCUCAUCCCCACAGAAGGUUACAGGGUACCACUAUCUGUCACCAAGUAAAGUCACGUAUGGGCAUUCUCUUCAUGCUGAAAUCACAAUCACUCAUUUCACUUUCUUACUUGACCAAGUUCCAUUCCAUGGUCACCGCCAAAUCAUAGUGACUUAAUGACACACACGCUUUGCCCACUAUUUCUUUGGACACUCAAGAAACUCAUUUUUGCUGUAUUCAAAAUAGUAUACUGAAAAAUUUAGUGAUAAUUUUAAACUAUUUUUACAUGACUUCUAUUUAAUUUUUCAGUAAAAAUGGUCAUUUUAAUUUAUGAAAGUCAUUUGUCAUUUUAUAUUAAAAUGAUAUUGUAGGUAUUUCUUCUACCCGAUGUCAGAUUACUUGUACAUCUAUAAUAAAAUUAUUUGCAUUA
Molecule: messenger RNA, 4786 nt
Organism: Nycticebus coucang (slow loris)
Lineage: Eukaryota; Metazoa; Chordata; Mammalia; Primates; Lorisidae
Gene: EPHA5
Product: EPH receptor A5
Exons: 17
Coding region: 281-3301 (1006 amino acids)
Biological process (GO): cell surface receptor protein tyrosine kinase signaling pathway; protein phosphorylation; axon guidance
Cellular component (GO): neuron projection; plasma membrane
Molecular function (GO): transmembrane-ephrin receptor activity; ATP binding; protein binding
Source: RefSeq, a predicted model, not a curated record